Procambarus clarkii (red swamp crayfish) is the source of this 1491-nucleotide messenger RNA. It is a transcript of the gene mRpL55, whose product is annotated as mitochondrial ribosomal protein L55. Gene Ontology annotation, biological process: translation. Gene Ontology annotation, cellular component: mitochondrial large ribosomal subunit. Gene Ontology annotation, molecular function: structural constituent of ribosome. The record is from RefSeq and is a predicted model, not a curated record. Lineage: Eukaryota; Metazoa; Arthropoda; Malacostraca; Decapoda; Cambaridae.
AACACACUAUCCUUUCGAAAGGUUUCUUAUUUAUUCCGUCAGAGUGACUAAUCACGACGCGAAGAAGAUUGAUUAACAUUUGACGUUCUUACUUUGAUUUGGGGGAUUUGUUUUAUGCUGAAAAUGUUCACUAAAAUAUUCAGUAUAAAGUCUAUAAAUUUUCAUCCUGAAUUCUGAUAAGGGAAAUUUACAAGAGUAUUCAGAAGGGGGAAAAGUGGGAGUGAUUCAGGAGGCCGGCGAGGUCCACACUCUAGACCCCACACCUGGCACUGGCACUGGCACGGGGGAACCUUCACCACCACUCCACCUACACUACAACAGCAACAAAUAUUAUCAGUUAGCGGGAGGAGGAAGAAUUUACACAAGAGGAGUGGCGGCGGCGGGACUGGUGUGAGCUGCGGGUCUAGCAAGGUAGACAGAAUGUCAUUGUCUACAUCAUGGUUUCUCCACCGUGCAGUGCGAAGUUUUUCCACGUCGGCCAAAACAAACAUCAAUUGUCAUAGAGCUAGUAUAGCACGCAUUGGACGUUUGACGUAUGCACGCAUGUACCCAACCAUAAUGGUACAAAGUGAUGGCUCAACUAUCACCAUUAGAUACCAUGAGCCAAGAAAAAUAAUAAAGAUGCCACUUGACCUAACCACUCUUACUGAAGCUGAGAGGAGGAAGCGCUUAGAAAGUCGCAAACCUAAAAUUAAGGUCGUGAUAGAAGAUGAUGUUGACGAUGACUUUAAAUUGGAUUCCUACGAACAUCUAUGGAAGAAGUAGUAUUCUGACAAUUGACCUUAUGACAAUUGUAUAAAAAAAUAAAAUAAAAACUUUCACUUUAUCCCAGAAAUCAUCAUCAAUCACCAGCUAUAUAUCUGACAAAUUAUCAAAAUACAUGUAUUUUUAAGCAUAUGUAACUGAAUAUUUUCUACAGGAACUUUCUACACAUCAUCAUUUUACACAAUGAAGUCACAAUAAUGUGAUAUAUCUAUGAGAAACUCUGGAGGAAGACAAGGGGAUGGAACCAGCAUUCUGUGUCACUACAGGAUACUGGUUCAGUCUCACUGUUCUGCUCCUAAGAGUUCUCAUCAUUGUUUUAGAACAUGAAAUGAUUGUGAUCAUCAUUUUGAUGUAUGUGGACAUACAAUAUAUGAUUUGUAUUUGAUCUCAUUUAUUUCAUUAGAAAAGCAUUUUUAGUGUCCUCAAAGUUCAGAAAUAGUUUUUUCAUGUCACUUUUCCUUGGAAUGCAGAAAAUGGUAAGCCAUAUGUUCCAGAAGUUCUCCAAAGGCAUCAAGUUAUCUGGCUAGUUAGUUAUCUACUUAGCUGCAGUUUUAUGUAAGGAGCAUCAUGUUUAAGGUGCUUUUUAUAUCUUUGAUUAUAGAAACUCUUAAUUGUAAUACAAGCUUAAGCCUACAAUAAAAGAUCCUUUUGAUUGUUGGCAUUAAACUAGUGUAUUGUAGUAUACUGUAUAUUAAAAAUCUGUUUGUAUAAAGGUAACAAAAAUAA